GUGCCUUCUGGGCCAGGUCCGUCCUAUAAGUUUACUGUUGUUGAGACCUGUGAGCGCAUUAAAGAUGAAUUUAACUACGUCCAGCAACAAUGUCAUCAACUUCAAACUGAGCGUGAGAAACUUCUCAGUGAACGCGUUGAUAUGCAACGCAUUUGUGUUGUUUAUUAUGAAAUGGCUAAUGGGCUCAACCUAGAGAUGCACCGUCAAAUGGAGAUUGCAAAACGCCUCAACGCUAUUUUGACGCAAGUUAUCCCCUUUCUUGCUCAAGAGCACCAAUCCCAGGUUGCAUCAGCGAUCGAGCGAGCGAAGCAGGUGACAAUGCAAGAAUUAAACUCUGUUCUCGCGGCACAGAUGGAAGACUCAAAGUUAUCCAAAUUUGCCAAUGGUGGGAGCAUGGGGUUAUCUAAUGACCAGCUGGAAAUUUAUAAGCAAAUUCAAGCUCAUCAAAUGUCGUCUACUGGAAGUCCAGCAACAUCACUUCCUGGUGGUUCGUCUAGCAACCAAACGGGCUCUCAUGGAUCUAAUAUCGGCAACACCCCAGUAUCAAGUGCUACAUUUCCUGGAUCUAAUCCAAACAUGAUCCCGUCCAAUCCAUCGUCUUUGCCAGCAGCUUUUCUUAAUGGAUUAAUGUCGGCUGCAGGUGGUGUUAUGAUGCCUCCCCCUGGAUCAACUGGUAUUCCUCUUAGUGGUGGAACUGGACGAGAAAUUAAGGAUUAUUCAUCUGAUGAUAAACAGCGAGUAGCAGCUGCUGCUGCAGCAGCAGCUACCUCACUACUCUAUCCGAGCGGCGGACGUGUUGGUGUUGGCACGGGCCAACCCAACUUGCCUACCUCACCGUUUUUAUCUGCUGGACCUGCUGCCGUAGCUGCAGCCGCGGCAUCCUUCCCUGAGAGUUUUUUCAGCGGGAGUGGACUUGCCUCAACCUCGCCUGGUGUAACAGUUCCCUCAGUCACGAACAUCCCUGGCCGAACAUCGUCAGCUGGAGGAAUUAGACACAACAGCGGACACUCGACUAGCGGUGGUACCGGAUCUUCAUCGCUUCUUCCUCCGCCUCCCCCACCGACACCUGGCAAUACAUCGGCUACUAGUCCACAGGAUGAAAAAAGGCGCAAGCUUAAUGACACAAAAAUGGAAUGUUUGGGCCGUGAGAACGGAGGAUGGCGCAGUGCUGAUGAUAUGGAUAAAUCGGGCACUAUAUCGAAUGCUGCGACAGUGACCACAAAUCGUCGUGCCGGCAGGCAACCACUAAAUCUUAGUCCACAACUGGCCAAUUCAAUGGGUAGCAGCUAUCCGACCACAAAUAGUGCUCCUGCUGUCGGAACUGCACUUAACCGACCUCCCCAAAGUGAAAGCCGUUCGAGGUACGGCGGAAAAAGCAGCCUGUCAUCAUCAGGUCCGGGUGCUUACUCGUAUGUCGUCUUACCGGGUGGUUCGGGCACGCGCCCCUGUGCUCUGGCGUCAGCGCCAGAAGCUACCACGAAUCCGAGUCUGCCUCGGCGUCUACAGCACCUAGCUAGUCUCCCGCACGGUGAAGUCGUCUGUGCUGUGACCAUCGGCCCGUCACCAACUGGACGAAGCACCACCAGCAGCAGAAAUGCCUCACCUUCGCCCGCUGCUGCUUCACCCUCUCUCAAGUACGAGAGUGGUGUCGAUGUGGAGGGCACUGUGGCAUCCCCUUCCGCACGGAUUCCACACUUUGCUUACACCGGUGGACGGGGUUGUGUCAAACUUUGGGACUUAGACGUGAUUGCUGGCUCCUCUUCCAGAGAUGUUGUUGCACUUGCUUCUUUCGAUUGUCUUCGACCUGACAGCUAUGUUCGAUCAAUUAAGCUCUUCCCUGAUGCCUCGGGUCUUGUGAUUGGUGGAGAAUCAAGUGCUCUUACGAUUUGGGAUCUGAACGGUCCCGGUCGACGGAAAGCUGACCUCAAUUUUGACGCUCCCGCUUGCUACGCUCUUGCUCUUUCCCCUGACUGCAAACUUUGUUACAGUUGCUGUUCUGACGGUCACGUGGCGGUGUGGGAUAUCCAUAAUCAAAGCGUUGUCCAACAAUUUCAUGCUCAUGGAGAUGGAGCUUCUUGUAUUGAAUUGGCAUCACAAGGGACUAGACUGUGGACUGGUGGGCUCGAUAACAAAGUUCGCUGCUGGGACAUUCGUGGUUCCUCCUCUCACCGACUUCACCACAUUGAAUUUAAGUCGCAAGUUUUUUCCCUGGGUCUUUCGCCAAUUUGCGGCCUUCGAGGACGCCGUCCUAGUUUUGCUGUGGCCCCAUCUCCCGCUGCUUUAGAGGACACAGCCAACGGCUCCUCUGACGCCCUCUUCUACGGGACCCAGUGGAUAGCCGUCGGCCUCGAGUCCUCCGAGGUCGAAGUGGUUGCUAUUGGUUCCGACGGCCCUCCUCCCCUUAUAACUGCGGGCAACCCUCCUUUAAAACCCUCUUCAAGCCCGCAGGCCUCCAGUCCCCAGGGCUCGUCGUCGAUAGCGGUCCAGGACCAACAUUUCCGGUUGACGCAUCAUGAGAGCUGCGUCCUGGCCUUGAGGUUCGCGCAUCAUGCUGAUUGGUUCAUUACAACUGGAAAGGACCACCAAGUGAACGCCUGGAGAACGCCUUACGGAGCUUGCCUGCUUGAGACAAAAGAAGCGGCCUCAGUGCUGACUUGCGACAUCUCGCCGGACGAUAAAUUUGUGGUCACAGGCUCAGGUGAUAAACGUGCGAACCUCUACGAAGUCAUCUACGGCGCGGGCUCGGUUGCUUCAUCUGCCUCUAAUGUCUCAUCUCAUUAG
This is a messenger RNA of Mesocestoides corti, 2781 nucleotides long. NCBI's taxonomy places the organism in Eukaryota, Metazoa, Platyhelminthes, Cestoda, Cyclophyllidea, Mesocestoididae. The record is from the annotation of a GenBank genome assembly.